Molecule: messenger RNA, 4136 nt
Organism: Dunckerocampus dactyliophorus (ringed pipefish)
Lineage: Eukaryota; Metazoa; Chordata; Actinopteri; Syngnathiformes; Syngnathidae
Exons: 13
Coding region: 1378-3048 (556 amino acids)
Molecular function (GO): protein binding
Source: RefSeq, a predicted model, not a curated record
UGAGUGAGGCGCCUGCAGAGUCAUGCAAAUGUAGCAACAAAUAGCACACACUUGCGUGAAGAAAAGCUUACCGGUUACCGUCCACUCCUCGGUCUCCCUCCCGCGUAGCUCCGAUUGUUGACCACUACUUGGACACAAUGGAUAUAUUGUGUCGAUAAUUCCCACAAAACCGAUGGAACUUCGUUUCCCUCUUUUUUUUUUUUUUUUUUUUUAGUUUUUUUUCCUCCGAUGAAGUGGCUGCCUCGUCUGGGCUUUACUUCCUCCGGAUGAGGUCGUCAGACAAAAGGAGUGCAACGUCGUGACAUCACGUCCGGUAACAAAAUGGCACCUCUUUUUAAACGAGAGACGUUUAAAUCUCUUGGUUUUUACUUUACCCGAUUAUCCUGUAUUUUUGUGACCCUCAAUCAUUUAACUAUAAUUUAAUGUUUUAUCAUUUUUAUCUUCGCAGUUAUAUCGCGUAAUUACGUAUAGUGCUGCAUUCACGUACUGUGGUAAAAACAAUAACUUGUUAGAAUUCUCGUCUACUGUGAAUGCAAAUUACCGCAUUCCACUAAUAAAACUACUUUUCCUUGACUAUAUUAACAAUUAACGUGUGGACACGUUUCUUUUAAUGCGACAAGGACUGAAUUGAGCCUUAGUCUUUCCGCAUUGUAAGUUGUACAGUAUUGCUGUAUCGUUUAUCUAGCCAUUUAUUUUCUACGCUUUUUAUCCUCACUGGGGUCGCGGGUAUGCUGGAGCUGACUUCGGGCGCGAGGCGGGGUACACCCUGGACUGGUCGCCAGCCAAUCGCAGGGCACAUAUAGACAAACAAACUGUAUCUUCUUUCAUUGAUUAAUUUCAUUACACGGAUAUUUCUGAUGAAAAUAUUUUGUUUCCCUGUUUUGCUCUUUUGUGUAUGUAAAUCGCAUUUAAUUGCACUGUUUUAUGAAAUGGUCUAUAAAUGACCAUGCCUGAAUGCUAAUUAUAAUUAACAUGUUGUUAUACACUAUUGUAUAUUGCGUUGAUUAUGGACUGUGAACUGGGUCCUGCUAAUUUUAAUUGCAUGUAUUAUCCAAACAUGUAAUCAUAAUAAUAAAUUGUGGCAAAUGUAUAGAUAUUUUCUAUAGUUUUAAUAGUCGGACUUUAGUUCACUACAUAUCCACAGAGUGCCGCUGUAGGCACAGCUCGACACUUCUUCAGUAACUCGUCAACAUCCGGCGACACGUUUCCCCAAACAGCCUUAAUUCCCACAAGAGCUCUCUCUAUCCAAAUCCGCUUAGUGCCUUUUUUCCCCCAAAAUCACCAUCCUACGUCUUUUUUUUAUUAUGAUUUCUUUCACAUGAUAUCCCAAUUCGAAAGCUAGUUAGUCAUACAAGCAGAGGAGUAUUGAAAGCCCAGAUGGGGGAGGUGAGGAAGCUGCAGAAGAAGUUGAGGCAGAUUGAGAACCUGGAAAUAAAAAUCAGUCUCACACCAGAGGAAGAAUUCAAGAUCUCCAGGAAGGAGGAGCUGCGUCGCAGAUUGGCUGAGCUUCAGCUGCAGCUCUGUGGCCCGCAGCGAACUCUGGGGAUCCAGGCAGACGGCGAGGAGUCAGAGAUGAAAAGACAUGUGGAGGACGCCCCCGAGGCCCUUCCAUCACAAACGCCUCCGGCCUCAAAGAUCCUGAGGGGCGAAGAUGCAAAGUGUAAAUGUGAAGACGGGCCGGCGCUGCUUGCCACACAGAGGACGACAGGAGGGGUGGUGAAGACAGCCCAGAGGCAGGAAAGGACACAUACUGCCACGGUGUCACAUCACGACAGGCGGGACAUGUCAGAAGACUGUCCGGACCGCGGCGACGAUGACGACGGGGGGCGGCGACAGGGGCAGGAAGAUGCUGAGUUCACGUCCCUUAAAACGAGUUGGCAGAAAGCAAAGUUCCGCUUGAGGCUGUUGGAAGGUCACAAUGACAUCAUCACCUGUGUGGUUGCUGUUGACAACCUGGUGGUUUCUGGCAGCCGAGAUACCACCGUCAAAGUGUGGCACGUUCCCACGGCAACAGAGCACAAGAACCUAGGGGGUCACACUGGCGGGGUCACCUGCCUGUCUGCUCCUCCCCCUGAGUACUGCAAGAAGCUUGCCUGGUCGCUGUCGUUGGCAGACACGGAGAGGUUUAUUUUGAGCGGCUCGGCCGACUGCAACGUCAAGAUCUGGGCCCUGAGCAUCGGGCAGUGUGUAAAGUCUCUCUACACCUUCAACGCAGUGACGGCGCUCUGCUUUGUGCCUGAGGGAGACGGCUACAUCAUCACUGGCUCAGACGGGGGCAAAGUUCAAGCCUGGAGCUGGCACACUUUGGACAACUGCCAGUCAAUCAAUGCGCAUCAGGAAGCAGUCACCUCCAUCCAGUCUCAGGGGCCGCUGGUGUUCAGCAGUUCUGCUGAGGGUGGGGUGUCCGUGUGGGAGAACCGCUGCUCCGACCGAGACCCCUUGAGCCUUCUCCAUCGCUGGAGCGGCCAGGUGACGGGCUGUGGUGGAGGGCGUCUCACCCUCAGCCCCCGCGGGGACAAAGUACUCCUGGCAUACGGUCAGGCAUGGAUCAAGAUCCUGCAUUGGAGGACGGGAACGGUAUCCAGGCUGACCAAUCACAGCAGCGUCACAGGGGUAACAGAUUGUGUCCACCAGACAGCCGGCCUCCUAAUUGGCUCCUGCUAUGAUUUGGCCAAUGGAGAGAGCAUGCUAAAUUUGUUCUCUGUGCCUCAGUGUCGCUACCUGGCCUCUCUGACCUGGCAGCGAGCUCCCAGAAUCCUUUGCUUCGCGGCUUGGACCACAGGGAGCGGAGACCACCGCUGGGUCACGGGAGGGCGCGACCUCGUUGUGUGGGAGCAGCUCCCCAGCUCCGGGAGACGGAGGGGGGACAUCACUGUGAGGACAGACAGCCGAUUAGAAUCGCCUCUGGAGUCCGAGGGGGACACGGAAAACGACGAGGAGACGGACGACGAACACCUUGAUGAUGACGAAGACGGAAGACGGGGAGGUAGAGAAACUGAUGUCGAGGAUGGGGGGUCCGGCUCGUGGUUACGCUGCGUUCUCCAGUGAGGACAUGGACGCGAAAGAGACAGCGAACUGAGAGCAUAUGGACACAAAGUCUGUAGAUGUUAGUUGCACAUAAAAUAAACCUGUCACAUCUCCAUAUUUGCAUCUUUUACUAUCAUUCAUCACUCAUUACUGUAUGAAUGCUGACGAGGACAAUUCUAUUUAUUAUUAUUCCUAAUUUUUCACGCUCAACUACGUCCACAUUUCUCAACCGAUUCAAAACAUUCCAACAUGAAAACAUUCAAGUUAUUUCUUGACAUUCCAAAAAUUCCUAUAUUUUCUGUAAUUCCACAUUUCCUGUGACAAAAUUCCCAUUGAUCUUGAGAAUUUUCACUUUUUCCACGUAUGUCAACAAAUUCAAACCAUUCAACUAAUUCAGCAAUUUCAGGCUAUCAAUUUUCGACAUCCCAAAAAUUCCCACAUUUGCCGUAGUUCCACAUUUCCCAGGACAAAAUCCCCAUUGAAAAUGAAUGAACCAUUUUUUACAAGCGCCACAUUUCUCAAGCACAUCAAACCAUUCCAACAUGAAAACAUUCAUCUCACUCAGGCUAGCAAUUUUUGACAUUUCAAAAAUUCCCACAUUUUUCGUGACAAAAUUCCCACUGAAAAUAAAUGGACAAUAUUCAACAUUUCUGAACUUAUUUAAACCAUUCCAACAUGAAAACAUUCAAGUUAUUCCGGGACGUUCAGCCAACCUUUCUUGAAAUUCCAAAAAUUCCUAGAUUUUCUGUAAUUCCACAUUUCCUGCGACAAAAUUCCCAUUGAUCUUGCCAAUUUUCACUAUUUACACGUAUGUCAACAAAUUCAAACCAUGAAGCUAAUUCAGGCUAUCAUUUUUCGACAUCCCAAAAAUUCCCACAUUUGCCGUAAUUCCACAUUCCCCAGCACAAAAUCCCCAUUGAAAAUGAAUGAACCAUUUUUACAAGCUCCACAUUUCUCAAGCAAAUCAAACCAUUCCAACAUGAAAACAUUCAUCUCACUCAGGCGAGCAAUUUUUGACAUCUCAAAAAUUCCCACAUUUUUCGUGACAAAAUUCCCACCGAAAAUGAAUGGGCAAUAUUCCACAUUUCUCAACAAACCAUUCCAGCAUU